Messenger RNA from Phalaenopsis equestris, 651 nucleotides. RefSeq names its product glutamyl-tRNA(Gln) amidotransferase subunit C, chloroplastic/mitochondrial. Gene Ontology annotation, cellular component: chloroplast. The record is from RefSeq and is a predicted model, not a curated record. Gene Ontology annotation, molecular function: glutaminyl-tRNA synthase (glutamine-hydrolyzing) activity. NCBI's taxonomy places the organism in Eukaryota, Viridiplantae, Streptophyta, Magnoliopsida, Asparagales, Orchidaceae. Bases 76 to 492 code for a protein of 138 amino acids. Gene Ontology annotation, biological process: regulation of translational fidelity; glutaminyl-tRNAGln biosynthesis via transamidation. The transcript has 6 exons.
UGUAUAUUUGCCAACGGAUGAGCCUCAUGGGACCAUUGAAGCAACAUUGAGCCGGCCUCUCUCUAAGCUUUAACAAUGGCGAAGAUGGCCUCGUUGAUUGGCCGUGCCGCCGCGGGCGCCGCUGCUCGGCGUGGUUUCGAGACCCGACAUCUGGCUUUCCAUCGCCGGAGACUCUUUGCUUCUUCUUCUCAUUGUUCAACACUUGAACCCCCCGACGUACGCCUCCUCGCCGAUGCAGCCCGCAUAUCGCUUUCCGCGAAAGAGGUGGAGGAAUUUGAACCUAAGAUCCGUCAGGUCAUUGAAUGGUUUGGACAGCUUCAAGCUGUUGACCUUGAAUCCGUUCAGCCUUCAUUUCGUGCUGUUACUGAACUCAAUGCAGACCUCAGAGAAGACUCACCAGAAACAUUCCAAAACAGGGAGGCAAUAUUGGCACAAGUGCCAAAUUAUGACAGCCCCUACAUCAACGUUCCCAAAAUCAUAAACAAGGAGUGAGGUGAAGAUAUCUAUUUAUUUCUUUUCAGUUUUUUUCUUAGAAUUUUAAUAUUUAAUUUGUGCUCAAUUACCUUGAACUUCUUAUUACUCUGUAAUGUAUAUUUAUAACACUUUAAUAUUAAAGAUUAGGACUUUUGAGUGGCUAUGCAUGUAAAUAUG